Messenger RNA from Hydractinia symbiolongicarpus, 2523 nucleotides. RefSeq names its product metabotropic glutamate receptor 3-like. The record is from RefSeq and is a predicted model, not a curated record. Gene Ontology annotation, cellular component: membrane. Gene Ontology annotation, molecular function: adenylate cyclase inhibiting G protein-coupled glutamate receptor activity. Gene Ontology annotation, biological process: G protein-coupled glutamate receptor signaling pathway; regulation of synaptic transmission, glutamatergic. Lineage: Eukaryota; Metazoa; Cnidaria; Hydrozoa; Anthoathecata; Hydractiniidae. The transcript is spliced from 2 exons. Bases 1 to 2523 code for a protein of 840 amino acids.
AUGAAGACUUGGUUGUUAAUUAAUUUGAUGGCUGCCAUUCUCACAAUGAUUGUUGCAGAUGGGAAGUUGGAUGAAUUUAAAAAGACGCUAAAAAUAAACGUUAUGUUGCAACUGAGCGGAGAGGAUGAUCCAAGUCACGAUCAUUCGGGAAUUAUGAUGUUGGAAGCUGUGAAAUACGCUGUCAAAAAAAUCAACAACGACUCGUCCUUUUUAAAUGGUUAUAAGCUUGCCAUUUACAAAGUUUUCAGUUCCUCGAUGGAAGCAAAGAUCCGCGACUACGUGUUAGACACAUUCAAACACAUCGUGCCAUUUCUGAUAGGACCCUACACGUCAGAGCUUUCCUAUGUUACAAGCAUUCUUACGGGCACGUUCCAUCAAAUAUCAAUCAGUCACUCAGCGACCUAUCGAGAUUUUGAAAAGUUUGGACCAAGGUAUGGUACAAUGCUACGCACUGUUCCUUCAGACGUCUAUCGAGUACAGGCAGCUGUGGAGUUUAUCCAGAAGAUGGGGUGGGAUUACGUUGGUGUUGUCAGCUCUUUUGGUUACAAUGGCGAAAGGGAAGCAAUCCCCUUUAUGUCAAAUAUAUCUGCUAUUAAUAAAUGCUUGGCAAUGCAUAUCAAAUUGAAGAAACGACCCACAGACGAGGAAUAUUCCAAUGUAAACCGUUUAUUAGAAUCUGAUCCUCGUCUCAAACUGGUGGUGCUGUUCACUACAAAGAACGAUUCUCGCAACAUCUUACGCUGGCUUAACAAAACAAAUCACCGUUUUAUUAUCUUCUGUAUGUACGGUUGCUCUAACUAUAUCGAAGUAGUUAAAGGAAUAGAAGAAAACGCAAAUGGUGUUUUGAGUCUUGAUGUUCACACGCCGGAGAAUCUUGGAUUUAAAAAAUAUUUUCUUGGACUUCAACCCACAAUGACAUCGAACUCUCGUUUUGUUUCCUUUUGGCAAUCAGUUUUCAAUUGUUCCUUCAGCAAUAAGUUAGAGUCUAUAUGUACCGGUAAGGAGCAGCUUUCAGAAGGAAAAGGGUAUUAUCCCCUUACACCUGUCCAUACCGUUAUCAACGCCGUUAAAGCGAUCGCUGAUGCUACAAAGCAACUGAUUCUUAGAAGAUGUGGAACUCUCAAUUCAGCAAAUUUGCAGGAAUGUGAUUUCAAAGCGUAUGAUGUCAGCUCAUAUACAGCGGAAGCUUUCAAGAAUUUAUUAAAAUAUUCAUUUAAAGAUGGAACGAUUCAAAAUCAUUGGAAUGGCAACGGUGAUGAUAUCGUUCGUUAUGACAUACACAAAUUUCUUGCCGUUAAUAAUUCAUUUCAGAAUCUUUUCAUAGCAAGCUGGAGCGUAAAUAGGACCAAAUAUACACCAAAGAUAAGAGGGCAUUUGCGUUUGCACCAAAACUGGGAAACGUAUGUUAAAAAUCAGAAAGCGUUAUGCAGUGAAGAGUGUCAAUAUGGACACAUUAAACAAUGGAGUACCGAUCUAUUAAAAAAACAUUGUUGCUGGACGUGUUUUAAAUGUCCUGCAAAUAGCAUCGUUUCUAACAACACAUGUGUUGACUGCAGGUACACUGAGAAAGCAGAUGUCGUUCAUAACUCCUGCAACCCUCUACCUGAAAAAAUCAUGCAGCUUCAAGGCAAUCCAAUCACGGUCGUGUUUAUGUUAUUUUCAAUUGUAGGAAUGUGUCUUGAUGGCUUGGUUAUCGGUUUGUUUAUCAAAUACAACGACUGCCGUUUUGUGCGAGCGUCUGGAAGAGAUCUAUGCUACAUGAUUCUAUUCGGCAUCUUCAUCAUAUUUUUGAGCCCAUUUUUGUUCCUCGGUUACCCAAACUUAUCUACGUGCGUACUACGGAGUGCGUUACCUGGCAUUGGAUUUCUCGCGUGUUAUGCACCGUUGUUUCUUAAAACAAACCGAAUUUAUCGCAUAUUUUGCCAGGCACAGAAAUCAAUCCAAAGGCCACCAAUAGUGAGCUCAAGAUCCCUUUUGUUGAUCUCGACAGGGAUUGUGAUUUCUCAAAUUCUAUUGGUCAGUGUGUGGUUCAUAUCGGAUAUCCCAAAAUCAAUUGCAAUUUUAUCGGCCAACAAAGAGUACCUAACUAUUCAUUGCAGGGGAGAUUCAAGUCCAGUCUUACUGCUCCUAAAUGUCAUCUUGAGUGUGUUAUUCAUGAUUUCAUGCACCGUGUUGGCUUUUAAAACAAGAAAUUUUCCUAAAAAUUACAACGAAGCCAAAUAUAUCGGUAUCACACUUUACAUAACUUGCGUGGCUUGGUCGAUCUUUCUUCCGGCGUAUUUUUUAAUACCGGAGUCAGACUUUACACGAGAAUACUGCAUGAACAGUGUCAGCAUUAUCAUCGGUUAUGUCACGUUGUUCGGUCUAUUUGGUCAAAAGGCUAAAAUGCUUUUGUUUCAAGACAAAUUAAUCAACAUCAAAGAAAAUCUACCGACAUGGUAUUUGACGGAAUCUAAAGAUCAAUGCGAUGCGACGACGAUAGACCUUCGUCGAAUUAGUCAAAUUGAUUGUGACACCCUGUGA